UGAAAGGUGGUCUUACAGCUCGACCAAAAACAAAGAAAACACUUGCUAUUCAACAUCGAAUUGAUACAUUAUAUAUUCGUUAUGAUAAUGGUGAUAUUAAUGCUAAUGAACUUCUCAAUGGUUUGUCUUAUGUUGUUGCUAAAAAUAUUAAAUCAAAAAGAAAAUGA
This is a messenger RNA of Rotaria sp. Silwood2, 167 nucleotides long. The record is from the annotation of a GenBank genome assembly. Lineage: Eukaryota; Metazoa; Rotifera; Eurotatoria; Philodinida; Philodinidae.